UUUUUUUUUUUUUUUUUUUUUUUGUUUUGUGGCUAUUGUUAGAUUGUUCACCUCACUAGUCAAUUUCAUUUACUCACUCUGUCAAAAAGUCACUGCUUUCUAUUCUCUUCUCUUUCUCCAUGAACACUCAGAAAUUCUAGGGUUUUCUCCCCUAAAUCUAGGGUUUUUACCCAAUCCAUUUCCUUGUUAAAACCCCCAUUUUUCCUCCAAGAAUCCCUCUUUCAUUUUCAACUCCUAAUUCUCUUUUCUUCAAUGGCAAAAACUCGCCCAGGAAAGCGAGACCUUGACUCAUACACCAUUAAAGGAACCAACAAGGUUGUUAGAGUUGGAGAUUGUGUUAUGAUGAGGCCUGCUGAUGUGGGAAAACCACCAUAUGUUGCUCGUGUUGAAAAGAUAGAAGCAGAUAGCAGAAACAAUGUGAAGGUGAAAGUUAGAUGGUAUUAUAGACCAGAAGAAUCGUUGGGAGGAAGAAGGCAAUUUCAUGGUGCUAAAGAAUUGUUCUUGUCUGACCAUCAUGAUGUACAAAGUGCUAAUACAAUUGAAGGGAAGUGUACUGUUCAUUCUUUCAAGAACUACACUAAACUUGAGAAUGUUGGUACUGAUGAUUACUUCUGUAGAUUUGAAUAUAAAGCUGCUACUGGUGCUUUUACUCCUGAUCGUGUUGCUGUGUAUUGCAAAUGUGAAAUGCCUUAUAAUCCUGACGACCUUAUGGUGCAAUGUGAUGGUUGUAAGGACUGGUUUCAUCCUUCUUGCAUGGGCAUGACAAUUGAAGAAGCAAAGAAGUUGGAUCACUUUUUAUGCUCGGAUUGUGUUGCUGAAGAUGAUCCGAAAAAAGGGGGCAACACAUUUUCAGCAUCUCCUAUGGCUGAUGGCAAGCCUGAUAACAAGAGGAGGAAGAGAUGAAAACUCGAAGGUGAUUACAUCGACAUGGAGUUUGCGAAGGCUUAACUUAGCAGAGCUUGGAAGCCAUCUAGUGGAACUAACUGUGUUGUGAAGGUUGUAUUGUCAACUGUGAAUCUUAAUGCCAUGCUAGUGCACAAAACUACUACUGGGACUGUAAUUUCUUGUGUGUUAAAAUGUCCCGAGGCGUUUCCUGUAUGACUUCUCUGUAAUUUAAAAUCCUGUGCAGAAGAUAAUUGAGUUCUAGCCAUGGCUGGAUUAUCCUUUUUCGGUC
Molecule: messenger RNA, 1174 nt
Organism: Amaranthus tricolor (Joseph's coat)
Lineage: Eukaryota; Viridiplantae; Streptophyta; Magnoliopsida; Caryophyllales; Amaranthaceae
Product: chromatin remodeling protein EBS-like
Exons: 5
Coding region: 253-903 (216 amino acids)
Molecular function (GO): chromatin binding
Source: RefSeq, a predicted model, not a curated record